AUGUUGGAUUCAUCUUCAUCAACAACUUCCCUAACAUCCAAUCUCAAGUUGUUACAAGUCAUGGAUGAUCCCCUUUCUGAUGCUACUUUUUAUCGACAACUUGUGGGGAAGCUAAAUUUUUUGUUACAUAUACGACCUGAUCUUGCUUUCACCAUUCAACAUUUGAGCCAAUUUAACAAAACACCUUGUCAAACUCAUUAUCAAGCUGCUCUUCAUGUUCUCAAGUAUCUCAAAGGAACAAUUGGUCAAGCUCUUCUCUUUAAUAAUGAUUCAUCUUAUCAAUUAGAAGCCUAA
This is a messenger RNA of Lactuca virosa, 294 nucleotides long. The record is from the annotation of a GenBank genome assembly. NCBI's taxonomy places the organism in Eukaryota, Viridiplantae, Streptophyta, Magnoliopsida, Asterales, Asteraceae.